AUGGACUCUCAAUUGAUGACAACUGCUGUUGUCAAGAUUCAAGAUUUUCGAGGAAAUUUUAUCGUGGCACGUGCUCUGCUUGAUACCUGUUCCAACGUAAAUCUAGUUUCAGAAAAAUUUGCUAAAAAAUUAAAUUUAAUAGAACAUUCUUGCCUCGUUAACAUAGGAGCAGUUGACCAACUGUGCACUGUUUCAAAGAGUCAAAUUUCAACUACUUUGCAAUCGAGUUAUAACAAAUUUCAAGCUAAUUUACACCUUUUGCUAGUUCCGAAUAUCGCAGAAGCCGUGCCUAACGAAGCUUUUCCUCGCGAUCGUUUUGACAUCCCGAAACAUAUUCAACUCGCCGAUCCUCAGUUUCAUUUGCCUAAACCCAUCGAUCUGCUCCUUGCUUCUAAAACUACUUUGUCCACCUUUGCGGUAGGACAGAUUAAAUUGCGUAACGAGGAAACUCGAUCGGAGAUCAUCCUACAAAAAACUAGGUUAGGAUGGUUAGUAGCUGGAGGUGUAGACCCGCUUACUUCUUCAAAACAAGCUUCAUGUAACAUCGUUAAAGUGGACAAACUUCUCGAACGUUUUUGGCAAAUCGAAGAAUUUCCUAAUGAACCCGUAAGAUCUCGGGAAGAAAUAGCUUGCGAAGAGCAUUACGUCGCUCACACCACUCGUGACCCUGUCUCCGGUAGAUACACGGUUCGCUUACCCUUUAAGGACAACAAGUUUGAGUUAGAUAGUUCUCGAUCACAGGCCCUUCGUCGUUAUUAUGCUCUUGAACGAAGUUUCGAGAAAGAUCCUAAGUUAAAGGCUGACUAUUACAAAGUUAUGGAAGAAUACAUCACUUUAGGUCAUAUGACUCCUAAUGACGACACCGAAGACGGCUGUUAUCUGCCUCAUCACGUUGUGGUCAAGGAGUCCAGCGAAACCACGCAGUAUAGGGUUGUUUUCGAUGCUUCCUCUAAAACUUCGACAGGCAUUUCGCUUAAUGAUAUUCUCCUUGUGGGUCCCACUAUUCAAAACACCAUCUUCGAGCAAGUUUUACGUUUUCGUAGACAUCUAUUCGUUGUAACAGCGGACAUCGAAAAGAUGUACCGUCAAAUUCUUGUCCAUCCAGAAGAUCGAAAAUUCCAAAAGGUACUUUGGCCUGAUCCAAAAACAGGAAAAUUGAGAACUUGGGCAUUAAAUACCGUCACUUUUGGCAUGCCUGCUGCCCCUUUCUUAGCAAUACGCACAAUUCAUCAACUCGCUCACGAUGAAGCGAAGGAUUUUCCUCGAGCUAGCAAAUUGCUUAUUCGCGACUUUUACGUCGACGACUUUGUAUCCGGAGCGGAUUCGUUCGAGGAGAUUUUAGCCAUUCGUGACGAAAUGAUUGCGUUGCUGCGUCGAGGCGGUUUUCUGAUUCGAAAAUGGGCAUCGAACCAUCGAUCUAUUUUGGACAAAAUAGAUUCAGGAGUUUUCGAGUUGGAUCACAUGGUCAAAGAGACUCCAAUCCAGAAAACGCUGGGAAUCAUUUGGGAUUCCGAGAAUGACCAAUUAAAAUAUACAGUUGUAAAAAUGGAUAACGAGACUACUGUGACCAAGCGAAGGCUCCUAUCAGAGAUAUCCAAGAUCUUUGAUCCUCUUGGAUUGUUAGGACCAAUUAUCUUGUAUGCUAAGGUGUUGAUGCAAGACUGUUGGAAAUCUAAGUUGCCUCUUCUUACGGAAUUCUCAAUUCCUCGCACGAUUUUGAUUGCGAAUCCCAUUAGGAGCGAGCUUCAUGGAUUUUGCGAUGCUUGUAUUUCUGGAUACGGAGCAUGUCUAUUUGUCAAAUCAUCUGACGCUCUUGGACAUGUCUCUAUUCGAUUGCUUUGCAGUAAAUCUAGAGUGGCUUCUCUGAAGGGACUUACCAUUCCUAAGCUAGAACUCAGCGCGGCUAUCUACCUUUGGUCCGAUUCAACCAUCGUUCUCUUUUGGUUAAAGAAAUCUCCUCACGUAUUGCAAACUUUCGAGGCUAAUCGGGUAUCGUACAUCCAAUCGUUACCAGACAUCGUGCAUUGGCGACAUGUUAAGUCUGAAGACAAUCCAGCUGACUCACUUUCCAGAGGCCAAUUACCAUCUGAAUUUCUAGCUAAUUCUUUGUGGAAUUCUGGUCCUGAUUGGUUACGUCUUCCCGAAGGAGAAUGGCCUGAAUCAUCCACUACUUGCUCAUCGGUAACUCUAGGUCUCAAAAGGGCUGGUUGUUUUCUUACCAAGCCUGCAUACAGCGAAAUCUAUUUGCGUUUCUCGAGUUUUGAACGAUUUGUGAGGGUUGUUGCUUUUAUUCUGCGUUGGAAACGAAUCAGAUCUCAAAAGAAACCAGAACGGUUGUUCCCAGAGAUCUCCGAAUCGAAGGAUAGGAUUUCCAAGAUUCUCCAGUUGAUCCGACCAUUGGAGGUCUCUGAAUUAUUAAAUUCAGAAGAUCAAAUCAUAUUCAUGGUUCAAUCCGAAAAUUUUUCAAUUGAAAUUCGUCAAUUGAAAAAAUUUCCCAAUCUCAAAACUUGGUUAGGCAGUUUACAUCCUUUUAUCAAAGACGACAAGUUACUUCGGGUAGGGGGUCGUUUGAAAUUGUCGGAUCUUCCAUACAAUCAAAAACAUCCAGUUUUACUUCCUAGUAAACAUCCGGUUACAGAUAUGAUUAUCCGCCAGGUUCAUCGUGUCAAUCUCCACGCUGGAAUUCAAUCCACUCUUUCUUCCAUCAGAUCGAAGUAUUGGAUUCUCAAUGGAAAAAACCAAGUGCGGAAUGUUGUUAGACAUUGUGUGGAGUGUAUUCGUCAACGGCCAACAAUCGUUCAUGCUCAAAUGGCCGAUCUACCCAAGACUCGAAUAAAUGAAUCGCCAGCUUUCUCUCAUGUAGGAGUAGAUUUCUUUGGUCCAAUCUUAAUCAAAGAAAAAAAGGAUCGAAAUAGGUCGUUCAUCAAAACCUAUGGCUGCGUUUUUGUGUGUCUAGCUUGUAAGGCCGUACAUAUCGAACUGGCGACCGAUCUUUCCUCUGAAGGUUUCAUGGCUGCCUUUGAUCGGUUCAUCAGCCGCAGAGGAGUCCCCGAACAUAUUUAUUCGGACAAUGGCACUAAUUUCGUUGGGGCUAGUAACGAACUUCGUGAAGUUUAUGAUCUUUUUGAAACUCCAGAAUUUCGAAAGACAAUAGGCACUUAUGCCAUUGCCAAACGGAUAGAGUGGCAUUUCAAUCCACCUCUGUCUCCUCAUUUCGGAGGUAUUUGGGAAGCAGCUGUCAAAAGCUUCAAACACCAUCUUAAGCGUGUUCUCAAGGAUCAGAAACUCACUUACGAACAGAUUAACACUCUUCUCAUCCAAAUUGAGGCAAUCCUCAAUUCUCGUCCUCUCUGUUCGCUUUCUACUGACCCCAACGAUCCUGUGUCCAUUACUCCUGCUCAUCUAUUAGUAGGACGUCCAUUCAAUGUCUUACCAGAAAAAUCUGUCUUUUCAGUUCCAGGCAAUCGACUCUCGACGUACAAAUUCCUUACCAAAAUGCGCCAGGACUUCUGGAAUAAAUGGCAUAAGGAGUACCUGCAUGAAUUGCAAACCCGCCAAAAAUGGCAUGACUCUACUGCGGAACUCAUCGUUGGAUCGGUGGUGAUUCUAAUGGACGAUAUCACCUAUUGUUCAAGAUGGCCACUGGGUGUGAUCGUCGAGGUACAUCCUGGGAGUGACGGCAUCGCUCGAGUAGCUUCUGUCAAGACUUCAACCGGCAUCUACAAGCGUAACAUCACCCGUUUGUGUAUUCUUCCCACGACUUAG
Nasonia vitripennis (jewel wasp) is the source of this 3765-nucleotide messenger RNA. RefSeq lists its product as uncharacterized. The transcript is spliced from 3 exons. Gene Ontology annotation, biological process: DNA integration. The coding region runs from base 1 to 3765 and encodes 1254 amino acids. Lineage: Eukaryota; Metazoa; Arthropoda; Insecta; Hymenoptera; Pteromalidae. Gene Ontology annotation, molecular function: nucleic acid binding. The record is from RefSeq and is a predicted model, not a curated record.